Messenger RNA from Laccaria bicolor S238N-H82, 1097 nucleotides. RefSeq lists its product as uncharacterized. The transcript has 5 exons. The record is from RefSeq and is a predicted model, not a curated record. Bases 11 to 1045 code for a protein of 344 amino acids. Lineage: Eukaryota; Fungi; Basidiomycota; Agaricomycetes; Agaricales; Hydnangiaceae.
CAGUUAAGCCAUGUUCGAAUUUGAGGCGCACGACCAGCAAUCGAGGGAUGGCUUGUUUUUGGAGCGCUUAAACACAUUUAUGGACAAAUGCCUUGCAGACAUUAGGGCCUUUGCUGAUCGAGAGUUGCGUCCGUAUGAAGAGACAAGACGAUCCAUUGCAGAAUGGCACGCUAAAUAUCUCUUCCAGCCCCAACUUUCAGCCUCGUCAACGUUGCCCGACAAGUGUACAAGAGUACGUUCCAUCCUCUGCGACGCGUCUCUUAUUCUGGAAUCGUUAGCCGAAACGUCUGGAGUGCAAUCGUUUCUUCUCGCUGUAGACCCUCACGACCCUGCAGACGCCGGCUUCCUUGGUGGAUCAGUUUCUGGUCGCGAGUUUUGGAGGGGUUUAAGAGGGGGAGGCGAGAGCGGCGCAAAGUCAUUCAAGCUCUAUUGUCAGAGCCACACUACUUUCAACUCUGGAGAUACGCAAGAUCAAUACCCUCCGCCUCCGCCUCUUCCUCAAGCCUCAACUUCGAAAGCGCCCCCCGCUCGAUCGCUCAAAGCAGAACUAUACGAUCAUGUGCGGAAAGCGCUCAGGACAGCUAGCGGUAUACGGAACGCAGAGAUGAAGUGGACAAACCACGAAAGGCUAGACGUCUAUGGCGUUCGCUUGGCUGGGUGGCCAACCAGCGUCCCCGUUCAAAAUCCCUCGACAUUAAAAGUAACACAGAACAAGCUGCUCUUGGACGCAUUACAGAACGGCACAAUGAAAUUUGAAAGGAUCCUUUCCGUAGUUGGCCCUUCUCAAUCACAUGAGGGCAUUACGACACUACCAGAAGCAGAUGACAACGAGGACUUUUCCUGGGCAUAUGAUGCAGAUGCCGACGCGCCGUCGAAUUGUUCUGUGACGGAGAAUGAGAACAGUGUUUGGCCUGUGAAUGAAAGCGUGUAUGAGUCCCAAGUGAAUCUGAGUAGUACUUGGCAAAGCGAAUACGUUGAGCGUCCCAAAAAACGAGCACGGAGCACAGAAGGAGGGACAGACGAGGGUCAUGAGGGUAUUUCAUAGUUUUUGUUGUAAUUACAUACGUUGGGUUUCAUCUAAAGGUGCCGGUGCCGAG